Molecule: messenger RNA, 486 nt
Organism: Puccinia triticina
Lineage: Eukaryota; Fungi; Basidiomycota; Pucciniomycetes; Pucciniales; Pucciniaceae
Exons: 3
Coding region: 1-486 (161 amino acids)
Source: RefSeq, a predicted model, not a curated record
AUGAUCUCGUCAUCCACAUCUAUCACUACCAAAAAUCUCGAACCAACAAACGCAAAUCCCUUUAAAAACUUCUUUGAAAAAUUAUCUCUAUCAUCUCUUACUUUCAAAAUGAAGUUCACGGUCACUUUGCUUGUAGGUAUAACAAACCUCUGUUCAGUUCAAAGCAAAACAAGCAACCCCGGAAACUUUUUAUGUAAUCUUGACAAGGAUAAGCCACAGGGAACUUGCACCCUCAAAAGAAUAGACCGAGGAGAAGUCACCUACUUUUUCAACAAGGCAAAUUCUAUGGGUAAUAAUCAGUUUAGCUGCGUGCAUGGUGUGACAGUCAAUGGGGCUUAUCCAACGGGUGUUGACUGUUGUCGUAAGGACCAAAUUAAGCCUGUGGCCCCCACUGGUGGCGGUGGUGUAAAUUCCAAGGGGGUGGAUGAUACUACAUAUAAAAAACUCUGUUCAGAUGCUAAUUUCAAGGUGGAUAACUCCAAAUAG